Messenger RNA from Daphnia carinata, 4931 nucleotides. RefSeq names its product mucin-2-like. Bases 17 to 4732 code for a protein of 1571 amino acids. NCBI's taxonomy places the organism in Eukaryota, Metazoa, Arthropoda, Branchiopoda, Diplostraca, Daphniidae. The transcript has 8 exons. The record is from RefSeq and is a predicted model, not a curated record.
CCGAUGCCGUUGAACAAUGGCAACUCUUCUCUCCUACAUAGUUUUAAUUGGCGUAGCUUCCGUGGCUCAUGCUGCCCCGGUAUCGGACCCCACGUUCGGAAGCUACGGGAUAUGGUUAAGAAAUCCAGAUCCUAUAAAUAAUCGUCAAAGCCAGUUUGCUGAUAACUUGCCGAUACGAACGAACGGCCAGUACCAUGUCCCAUCGAUUGUUCCUUUCCAGCCCUGGAUCCCACCAUUUCGUCCCAUCUAUCGCAAUCGCCCAUUCAUCAGACCAUUAUGCCGACCUUGUUACAAUUCUCAGCAAAUGGUUGGAAGCCUGAAUCAAAACAACACGGUGCAAAAACAAUCAGGAAUGAUUGAAAAUUGGCUUAAUUGGUGGCCUAGUUUGGUUCAACCACCGCCCAUUUGGAGCGUCUGCUGCCCCAGGCCAACAACUGUCAAACCUCCACCAACAAGUGCAACUGUAGUGACAACAUCUAAACCAGCUCUUGUUCUUAGAGUAGGACCUAAUCCAUUGAUUUGUUUGCCGUGCAAUGGCCAAUCAAUGAAUUCUGAAAACAUUCGCAAUGUUCGUCCUCUGUUUGCUGUUAACGCAAGUGACCAAACGCCUUCACACCCAGAUGUUUCAAACGCCUUUUUGGAUUGGUUCGCCAAUCCUUUAGGGAACAUUUGGAGAGAGAUUUGCUGUCCAACAACCAUCAAACCAGACACAACGCCAAUAACAACGACAGUAAAGGCAAAAACGUGUACGAGUUCAGAAGACGAAGCUUCGGGUUGUUCCAAAUUAAUUUUCGAUUCGAUAACGACUGAUGUGCCUACAACUUCUACAGAACCAAUCACUGCCAAUCCAACAACUACUGAAAGGCCAAGUACAACUUCAUUUCGCCCACUGCAUAUUUUAAGAACAACUUCUGCUCGACCCAUCUCAACUCGGCCACGAAUUUCUGCCAAGCCAUCCACUGCCAUUUUAGAAACAACCAGCCUGACUACGACUUCACUGCCCGUGACAUCGACAGAUCCAUCUACACAACCUGACACAACAAGAUCAACUAGCACUGCAAUUGCUCAAACAACAGCAGAAAUUACGGCUGAAACAACAACUACUAUUUCAAGUUCAACGACUUCUGACCCAUCCAUGACGCCAUUUUCUAACAUAACCAAAGGACCCAACUGCCAAACUGUUAUCCAAGAUGGAAUUGCCGUUGAAAUUUGUGACAGCACAACCCCAAUAACUACGGAAUUUUCAACUACUGCCCUAAUUGAAAUGUCAACAACGGUUGAAAGCAUUCCACAAGCCGAAACGACAACAGAAGAAACUCCAGCUGUCACAAGUGAAUCCGAUCGAACAACUGUAUCAACGAAUAUUCCAACUGCCAUUUCAACGACCGAAGCCUCUGAAAGAACAACUGCCCAAACUACUUCAACAACAUUGCAAAAUACCGAAAAUAGUGCAACAUCUGAAACUGCCUCUACAACUGAAAACACUUCAACAACUGCCGCUAGUGCAACUACGGAAAUCGCUCAAACAACAACAGAAAUUAUUCAAAUUUCAACCGAAUCCGUUCAGAAAACAUCCCCAAUCGCUUCAACAACAAGUACAACAACUGAAAUCGCUUCAACAAGUGCAACUACUGAAAUCGCUUCAACAAGUGCAACUACUGAAAUCACUGCCACAAGUGCAACAUCAACUGAGGCUCUUUCAGCGGAAGCUGUCCCAAUAACUGCCGAAACUACACUUGCAACAUCUUCAUCCACUGCCCAACCCACUGCCGCUAGUGCAACAACUCCUUUAACUACAUCAACAACUGAAAUCGUUCCCAUUUCAACUGCCGAAUCAGCCUCAGCAAUCACUGCCGAAACCACUGCCAUCAGUGCAACAACGUCUCUAGCUGAGGCUCCAAUCACUGCCCCAACUACGCUCGCUAGUGCAACAACUGAAAUAUCUUCAACAACUACAGCGUCAGCUUCAACAACAAUUGAAAGCAAUCCAACGACAACAGAAUCAAGUGCAACACUCGAAACCACUGCCAUCAGUGCAACACCUCUAAUAUUUUCAACAACUACAGAGUCCGCUUCAACAACAAUAGAAUCAAGUGCAACAUCCGAAAUGACUGCCACAAGUGCAAAAACAGAUGAAACUACAACUGUUGAAGCUUCAAAGAUAGAAAGUAUGUCAACUCAAACGGUUGGAGCAUCAACAACAACAACCGCUGUUCAAAGUACGUCAACAGAAGCCCCUGCUACAACUGCCGAACCCACUUCCGCUGGUGCAACAACCCAAGCUGAGAUCCCUUCAACGAUAUCUACGACCACUGCCGAAACCACCGCAACAACUUCAAUAGAAACUGUACCAUCAACUGAAAUCAUUCCGACAAUACAAGAUUUAUCAACAAACGAAUCCGCUCAGAGCACAACCGUAACAGAAACAACUGCCGAAAUGACUAGUGCAACAACCCCAACUGAAACAACAACGAUCGAAACCCGUCCAACGCAAACGGUUGAUGUUUCAUCAACAGCCGGUUUAAUUUCAACUGUUCAAACAACAGAGGCUGGAACAACUGCCAAACGCACUCCCGCUGGUGCAACAACUCAAUUUGAGAUCCCUUCAACAACCGCUACAAUCACUGCCGAAACGACGUCUGCUAGCCCAACAACUGCCGAUAACGUCCCCACUAGAGCAACAACCCCAACAACUACGCAAACCGAUUCCCCGAAUACGUUUGAAGCUUCAUCAACAACUGAAAUCCCUUCCACAUCAACUGCCAAAACAGAAGUCCCACCCACUGCCGAAAACAAUGCAACAACUGAAAAUCCUGUAUCAACUACGGUAGCUCCAACAGAAGCCGCUUCAGCAACUGCCAAAACCAGCGCAACAACUAACGUAAUCACGCCGGAAGCUUUUCCCAUAACAGAUCCCACUAAGGAAAAAACUAAUGGCUCUGGAAUCGAACUCAGCAGUGACGACAUUAUACCGCCAACUCUCAUCGGAUACACUACAUCCACGAUGAAAGGAUUAAUUCCUCUUUUAUUAUUGGCCCUCGCAUCGUACGAUGUCGAUGCUCAAGAGCCACAAGAGGCUCAAUUAGUUGAAGUGUUUCAAGAGAGUGAUGCUAUUCCAUCACCUGACGAGGCUAGUGGCCGUUCAUUCGGUAUGUUCCAGAAUUUCGACGCGUUGGGAUACAAGGAAAAUUUACUUCACAACAAAAUUAGUUUUCUCUUCUCGCUAGUCCCUCGGCCAAAUGUAGCGCAUUGGAAUCGGCCACCAUAUCCAGGUGGGUUGGGUCCUUACCCGAUGCAGCCGGGAGGUUUUCCACCUGGAUAUCCCGCCCAAUUGCCUCAACCUGGACCCUUACGUCCUCCGCCCUUUGGCGGAGGACCUAAUCCCAGUCAAGGAUUCUAUCCCGGUGCUGGUUUUAAUAAUCCUUAUUAUCCAUCAGUAGUACCUGGUUAUCCUGCGAUGCCGCCUGGUUUAUAUUCACCUGGUAUUCUACCUGUUGUUUCCGAGAACAACAUCACCACCGACUUUAUCGUGGUGAUUACGGUAAUGUCCGUGUGUCAAGCUGGUCCGAUAUCAGCGCCGCAUCAUCCCAUGUUCCGGUAUCCGGCUGUCGGUUCCAGUCGCCAAUACGAUGUCAACAUUCCCGGUUUGGUGAGGGUUAGCGGACAGCAUAAUUAUCCGUAUCAUUCCGCUUCUGCUGUUGUUCCAUACCAAGUCCAGCAACGAUGGAUGCCGACUGGUCCUUUAACUCGGAAGCAACCCGUUCCGCCAUUCUGUUUGCCUUGUUCUGACACGGGCAGAUCUUACGGAUACGAGCCAUUUGUCCAGAAUCGCGUGUUGUUUCCUUCUUUCACUAUUAAUGGUGGACUUAUUCCCACAACAAUCCUUUCCUCAACGGCCCAUUUGGAGUUUUGUCUGCUGUCCGAAACCAACCACCACUACUACGAAGCCAACGACAGCAGCGCCAGCAACAACCGUAGCUCCCGCAACAACCGCAGUUCCCACAACUACAGCAGCUCCCGCAACAACGGUAGCUCCCACAACGACAGCAGCUCCCGCAACAACCGCAGCUCCCACAACCGCACUACAGCAGCUCCCACAACAACGGCUGUUCCCACAACGACAGCUCCCACAACGACGGCGGUGCCUACAACGACGGCAGCUCCCACAACAACAACGGCUGUUCCCACAACUACAGCAGCUCCUACUACAACCGCAGCCUCCACAGCGACGGCAGUUCCCACAACGACAGCAGUACCUGCAACAACUGUAGCUCCCACAACGACGGCGGUGCCUACAACGACGGCGGUGCCUACAACCACGGCAGCUCCCACUACAACCGCAGCUCCCACAACUACAGCAGCUCCCACUACAACGGCUGUUCCCACAACGACAGCUCCCACAACGACGGCGGUGCCUACAACGACGGCAGCUCCCACAACAACAACGCUUCCCACAACGACAGUUCCCACAACCACCGCAGCUCCUGGAACAACAGCACCCCCUGCUCCAACGACAGCUCCUACAACGACGGCGCUUCCAACAACGACCGCGGCUCCUGGAACAACAGCACCCCCUGCACCACCAACAGCUCCAACACCAGCCCCAUCAGAAAGACGUCUCGAAUCUGGCACCAACAGCAAUUCAUUACCCACGGACGCUAUUCCACUUUCAGGACUCAAACUCUUGAUGAAUCUCUUCCCUCCCAGUUACAUCAGCUUCCUCCGUCGUUGAAAAUGAAUAGAAUUUUGAUGGCUUGCGUUCAAUUGCAUCCGAUUACGGAUUUAAUGUACGCAGGUGGGGCCAUUCUGGGACAUUUCCUGUAACAUUUUCAUGUUCUUCAUAUUUAUGCAUUUUCAAAUCCUCGUCUCGAACAAUCUGUGUGCAAGUGUAACCUACGUAAAAUACAUUAAAUGUAGUUUUUUUUUCUAAA